CGCAUAAUAACGGUCUCUCGCCGGAACCGACCCGGUAACGGAACACACACGCAACACGCGUCUCGCCGUGUGUUGUACAGUACGUGCGGCGUUCCUUCCGAAACAAACAUCGACUGCGCCGCGCUAUCGGCGGUCAUCACGUGUCUCGUUUCCGCCGCGGUCGUGUUGUUCCUUGUUCCGCGGACGCGUGUGCGGAUCUUUGUACGGAUAUUGUUUUAAGCUUCGCGUGCGGCUGAGCGCGUGUUUGUCUGGAAAUCGAGAUUUUCUUUUUCCGCUCCCUGGGAUUUUUUCCUCGAAAACCGCCUUUCCAAGUGCCACGCUGAGAAUACCCAAACGUCGUUCGUGUGAUACACUCGGAGAGUGUUCCGUGAACGCAUUUCGUCGGUCGGUCUCUUUAAAAGGUAUCUUAUACGACACGACUGCGAGAGAACCGUUAUUGCUUUUAUAUUCAUACAUAAAACGAUGGAUAAUGGAUUUCAGGAAGAUGCACCGGAAAAUUUCGAGAAAUUUUUUUUCGACAAUUUAUAUACGUCAGAUAAGUAAUAAGAUGAAGACCCGAUCGUCGGUAUAACUCUGUGCGCACAAAGAGCAAGGCUGAAACGCAUCGUCGUGCCCUGUCCCAUCACAACGUUGCCACACAGUCGGACAGCCACGCGCCGCAGCGAUGGGCAACUCGAACAGCCACGGCAGCAGCACGUCGUACGCGACCGGCGGCGACGCCCGUUCAAUACCGCCGCAUUCGUGGGCCUACUCGUUCCCGCGGUCACAGUACUUCAGGCCGCCAACCUCCGGGCCCAAAGUGCUGCCGACGCACGUGCCGGGCCAACAACCACGGCUCAGGGCCACCGAGAACGGGUCCAUGCUCCAUACGGCUGGCACCAUAAACGGUAAACGGCCAUACGAAUAUCUUCACCGGGACGACAUCCAACAUGGAUAUGGAUACGAAAUUCAAAGACACGUUCCUAGAGAUGGAAGACGAGAUCGUAUGGGGUACAAUAUGUAUACCAGUGAACCAGACUUACGGUUUUCAGACUCCCGUCAACUGCCACCAAUGAAUUACCAACAUCAUCACAAUCACGGAGAUAAUGGUGCUGUCAAAGGCAGAAUGUCUCGAUCUAAAAAAAAGUACAGAGCUCCUCAAGUGCCACCAUCUUCGUCACAUCAUAACGGAAUGGACAGCUCUUCUCCGGACUCGUAUCAACAUUGGGAAAACCACAGGGAUAAUAGUAGAUCUAGUCAAAAUAAUGGUAUGCCGAGAUUGAGGUUAUUUAAGACUAGAGCAGAGACAAAACGUAAAAUCAGCAGAGAUGAAUUAAAAAAUGAAGAGUUUCAACCUGAAGUUAAACCACAACCUAGCAAUCUACAUCGAAGCAUGUCUUCUCCGCAAUUUCAAGCUGAAUUGAAACGUGUGACUGAAAGGCUGAGAGAAAAGGAAUUCCGUCAUCCACCCGUAGGUCGCGCUUCGGAAAGCUCGUCUAAUCCGGUUUCCGAAGAUCGUACGGCUGUUGUCACUGACAGUGAUAAACAUCGCGAAAGCCCAAUGAACUCUAACAGACAACGGUUAAUGGCUGACCGAGCUAAACGAAUGUCCAGAUCAAUUCCAAAUCUCGCAACUAAAUUACAAGAAGAUGAUGACGUUCGAUGCACGGGCGAGGGUUCGUCAGCCACAGGUUCCAACGACGAAAAUAAGAUCCACAACAAACAAGAUAAGCAAAAAACGAGUGUGCCAGAUAUUAAACCAAAAACUUUCUAUUUUGGUAUGAAUGAAUUCAACGAUACGACAAAGAUUAGUAGAACCUCAGAAGACGUCGAUCGAUUCGCUGAGAGCUUUAACAAAACGAACGCUUCACCUUCUAAUAGUAUUACUAGCAGCGACCCCACAGACGAGAGCGGUGGUGAUAUAUCUCUUCAACUAAGACCCACAUUACCAAGAAAACAGUUUGACAUCCCUAGAUUUAGUCCAACAGCUGCUUGGCGCUUGCUCACUGCUUUAGAAAGUCCUUCACCAGUUAGUCCUAACUACAGCGGCGGAGAAGAAGACUUAAUACCAAUUAUAGAUCAACCUCAUAAUUCUGGUGAUAAAUCCGGAGAUAGUGGUAUUUCUGGAGAUGCUAGUCCUAAUUCAGCCCAUAAUUCACAGGUUGCUUGGACUCCACAGCAAGACUUGGAAGAAACAAGUUCAGAUGGAGGAUUGGAUUCAGCACCAGUUUCACCUCAAAGUUUAGAUACCACACAAUUUUCAAGAACUCGUACAGUCGCUAAGCCAAGUUUCUGUCUAUCCCUACCCAGAGAUGAAAGUACAGGAAUUGAUAAAAGAUAUGGACAAUUAAAUGAAGAUUUUUCGCCAAUGAAUCCGCCCAAAUCUCAUGGUUACUUCAAAUCUAAGUUAAGUAGAGGAAAAGCAUCGACAGAUAGAAACAAAUCACAGUUAGAUGAAAACUGGGUGUUAAGUAGAAGUGUCCCAGAUUCAUUGCAUCAAUCAGGCUUAGUUGGUAAUUUUCCAUCUCAAAAUUGGAAUCAGCUAGAAUGUCAAAAUGGAGAAGAACCUUCUGAUGAAGAAUUAGCUAUGUCAUCUUUACCAAAGUUUUCAUAUUUAGCUGCAGGCAGAAGAGCUAUGUAUUUACCAGAAUACAAAUCGUUAAACUAUUUAUAUCAAAAGGAUACAACAAAUGUACCUCAAAAUAAAACCAUUGUAUCAAAGUCAUGUGAAGACCUCACAAGAGAUGAAUUGGAGGAUGAAGAGUUACCAGUUAUGAAUGAAAGAACAAAACAAAAAUCGACAAAUAAAAAGUUUGCAUUUCAAAGUACAAUACGACAAAUUGAACGAAAGAAAAUUGCUGAAAAGUUGUCAAAAGAAGCAGAGUACAAAGAACGCCAGAGACUUAGUGAAAUGGAGGCAAUGCGUCGAGUGGAAGAAGAGUUUCAGCGAAAACGAGAAAGAGAAAAGGCAGAUAUUCGACAACAGUUGAGACUGUAUACAUUAACACAAGGUGAUAGAGAACCAGCACAACCUCUUCCAUCUGGUACUCAAGUACUUUCUGAAUUUAGAGAGUCAAGACGUGACUAUAAAGAUUACAACUCUUCCAGAGUUGAACAUGAACCUAGUAACCGUUCAGAAACUCCAGUGAAAAAAUCUACAACUGUGCAUCCAAAAGUUGUAUACCAAAUGCCCAAAAGUACUCCAGUAUAUGUGACACCAAAUAGUGUUCGUAAGCAAUGCAAUGGAACUGAAAAGGGAUCAACACCAACAUCCGGAAAUUACAGAAGAGACUUUGCUCAAGGGGCCCUUCCACGUUCUGUGGCAAGUUCGGAUUCAGAAGUGUCUGUGUCGAUUACUCGACCAACUUCACGUACAAAGCAUAGAAGCAGAUCAGCCAGUCCAAUAUCUGAUCAAGAAAACAACGACACUGGAAUAAAUCUUAGUUAUGUACAAAUUAUAAAAAGCUUAAAACAAAAACAAAAUAACGAAACAGAAUUAAAUGAAGUUACCAAUGAAAAGAUUCCAGCUAGUUCUAUAGUUGGUAUAAAUUCUCUACAACCUUUUAUGAAAAAUAAAAAUUCAAUGUACAAACCUAUUGUUUUCAAUCCGAUAAACAAGAACAAAUUUGCUCAACCAUUGAUGUAAAUUUUUAUUAUAUAAUUAUUUACUUAAUUUUUAA
Messenger RNA from Melanaphis sacchari, 3659 nucleotides. RefSeq lists its product as uncharacterized. Bases 665 to 3625 code for a protein of 986 amino acids. The record is from RefSeq and is a predicted model, not a curated record. The transcript is spliced from 14 exons. NCBI's taxonomy places the organism in Eukaryota, Metazoa, Arthropoda, Insecta, Hemiptera, Aphididae.